AUGUGCGUAAACCCCGCAGCUGAUGGUCUCGAUGGAUAUCUGGGUCUGCUGCGUACUAAGCUUAUACUCCAAGAGGCUUUGUUAGACCAGUGGCAGAGAGACUGGCUUGAUCAACCGGCCUCUAAGCGAAUCGACAUUCAGAAACAACGAAUUCUUCAGAGACACAAAGAUGCGGUUCUCGCCUCAUUAACAACAGUCAAAAUACUACUCGAGUCACUGGAACCACUUCGUGAGGCCUCGAGAUCAGAACUUGCACUCGAGCGCCUGAAGUUGGUGACCGGUGGGACGGAAGAGCAUGAUAAGACGCUUGUGCAAAUAAGCGCAGUCCUCAGCGACUUGUAUCGCUUGCUACCGACUCGAGACCCAAAUAUUGCCCUUUCACAGACUGUUUCGUCGCUGGAGCAUAUCGGCAACAACCAGCAAGUACUAUUUCAAGACAGCGACUCGACUCAACAUGUGAUACAACCUGAUAAGCUCAAACGAGCUAUCAACUUUCGCCAACUGGGAUAUGACCUAGAUCAAGACCUGGAAAAACGAGUCGCGGCGUUUAAAAGCAGUACUGGUGAUGCUGAUCUCACUAUUCGCUCAGACAGAGUCAGAAUUUUGAAAGAUGAUGAUGUCGCUGGCGGAUUAAGAAGCCUUGGAACACUUGACUCAAAUACUCCGAUAGUGAUCGAGUGGAAGCGUUACGACAUUACCUGGAAAGGACAGAAAGGGAUCAGACUCAGGGGAAGAAUCCAGAACAUUGCGCGGCUCUUGCACGCUGAUACGAAACCCGAAGAACUCCUGACUCUCAACUGUCUAGGAGUGUUUGAUGACAUUGAAAAGAGUCGAUAUGGCCUGAUCUUUGGAUAUCCUUUAGGAACCAGUCAACAAACAGAUCUGGUAUCUCUACAAACGUUGAUCAAAUCACCAACGCCUGAGACUCUACCAACAUUGGGUGACCGAUAUCGUAUGGCUUAUACCCUGUCACUCUCACUGGCCGUCCUUCAUGCGGCGGGAUGGUUCCAUAAGAGCAUCAGAAGCCAUAAUAUCAUGAUUCCAGUGCGGCGCAACCAGCCCAUCUGGUCUCAGCCAUACCUCGUCGGAUUUGAAUUCUCCCGUCCAGAUUCAGCGGAUGAGACCACCGAAAAGCCCGAACAAAGCGUACGUUUCAAUCUUUAUCGUCAUCCUUCCGCACAGGGUAUUCCAGGAGAAUCAUACCGUCAAGGCUUCGACAUCUACAGUCUCGGCGUCGUGCUUCUCGAAAUUGGUCUAUGGCGUGUAGCAUGGAGCCUGCGUCGUGACGACGAAAACCCCGCCAAGUUCAAGGAAGUGUUGCUCAGCAAGGUAGACGACAGGCUAGCUCACUUCAUGGGGACAGAGUAUCAAGAGGCGGUAAGGAGUUGCCUGAACGGUGAUUUGGAUCAUGGGGAGGGAUCGGUGAUACGGGCUUUCUACAAUGAGGUUGCGGAAACUAUGUGCUCAUUGGCGGAGUCACAGCCAUUAUGA
This is a messenger RNA of Fusarium musae, 1491 nucleotides long. RefSeq lists its product as uncharacterized. The transcript has 2 exons. Gene Ontology annotation, molecular function: ATP binding; protein kinase activity. The coding region runs from base 1 to 1491 and encodes 496 amino acids. Gene Ontology annotation, biological process: protein phosphorylation. NCBI's taxonomy places the organism in Eukaryota, Fungi, Ascomycota, Sordariomycetes, Hypocreales, Nectriaceae. The record is from RefSeq and is a predicted model, not a curated record.